Molecule: messenger RNA, 1935 nt
Organism: Spea bombifrons (plains spadefoot toad)
Lineage: Eukaryota; Metazoa; Chordata; Amphibia; Anura; Pelobatidae
Gene: SRFBP1
Product: serum response factor binding protein 1
Exons: 8
Coding region: 133-1443 (436 amino acids)
Biological process (GO): maturation of SSU-rRNA
Cellular component (GO): nucleus; 90S preribosome
Source: RefSeq, a predicted model, not a curated record
CACCGUCGGCAGACAUGCGCACUGUGUUUUGCUUUCACUUGAUACAGGAAGACACGUGGGUAAUGCCGUGUUGAGGUCUUGAGGAGUGUUGUGACUUUUUUCUUGUGUCAACGGAACCGGUAGACACCAGGAAUGGCCCCGGUGCUUAACCUUAAUAAUGAGGUAGUAAAAAUGAGGAAAGAUGUGAAAAAGGUCAAAGUUCUCACCAUUCGCAAACUUACAAGACAUAUUGCUAAACUGAAAGCUAAAAAGGGGACAGAAGAGCUAUUACUUAAAAACCAAAGGCGAGCACAAAGAUUACUUGAAGAAAUUCAUGCCAUUAAGGAAUUGAGACCUGAUGACGUGACAAAAACAGCUUUACAGAAAGAAAUAGAUUUUGAUAAAGUAUGCAAAAAGCCAAACAGCACUGCUACAAAUAGAGCUAUUGCCAGACUGGCCAUGAACCCUUCGUUGAAGCAUAAAAUUUCAGCAAUUAAAGAGGCCGUCAAGGCUUUCAAAGAAGCUAGAAAAAGUAACCCAGAAGGAGAUAGUGAUGUAAAACAGGAUAGUAAACAGCCUGAGUGUGUACAGAACAUAAGCACUAUAACCGAAAACAAAUGCAACCAAGUCAAAGCAAAAGGGAAAAGAAAAGCAGAACAAACAAAACCACAGAAGGAAAAUACAGAAGCUCAGGAGUGCAAGCGAAUGCUGGUGGCACCUGACUGCACUGCGGAAAAGCCGGGUGACAGAAAAGAGAAUAUCUCUGCUCAAGAAAAUGUUCAAGAACAGACAUCAAGCAAUGACAUAGAAGUCCAGGUUGAAGCAGUGGAUGGUAUGUCUGCCCCAGUAAAAAGUGCGUCCACAAAAAACACUUCUUUGGUGCCACCUCCAGUAAGCGAUUCCAGUGAUAUUGAAGAUUCAGACACAGAAGACAAGGAGUAUUUCGAUGACAGUACAGAAGAAAGAUUUUGCAAGCAGUCCUCAGGUUUUGAAGACAGUGACAGUGAUGGCAGUGAUGACUUUUUCAUUGGCAAAGUAAGGCAAACAAAGAAAAAAAAGUCCGAUAAAAACUCUGAGUGCAAAGGAAAGAAAGAGUCUUCCUCUCAAGAUAAGGCAAAAAGCAUACCUGCAGAUUCAAAUUCACAAAAAUGGAAUCGUGUUCCUGGUACUGCAAAAUUACAGUCAGCCUUCUGCAAAUCUUUAUCAGAUACUAAACCGAAAGCUUCCUAUGUGAAAAGAGAGACUAAUUUACCUUUUGUCAAGAAUAAAAAGGCUGUUGCUCCUCCAGCAAACAAACUGAUGAGGAAACCCAUACCUAAUAAAGGCCAAGCAAGUUUUCCGAGGAGUAAACCACAAGCACCAGAGCAAUCGCUGCACCCCUCCUGGGAAGCCAGCCGAAGACGCAAGCAACAAAUGUCUCAGAUUACAGCAUUCCAAGGGAAGAAGAUCACAUUUGAUGAUUAGUCUGGAUUUUAUAUAUUUAAGUUAUCAUGUACAGUAAGGCUUUUAAAUGUUCUUGAUUGCACCUGUACCCACCCAUCUCGUGAUUUUGCAAUAAAAGUAGACAUUCAUCCUGUUAGUUUUUUAAGGAUUUUUAUAAAGAAGAAUCAUAAAAGAAUUGUAAAUGUUAUAGUCUGCAAGCUAUGUCAGAGACUUCUCACCACCGAGCAUCAUAUGUAAAUUCUUAUUGAGAAUGUUAACAAAAUUAUAUUCUGAGCAUUAUUUUUCUCAUGGCAGAGUGAGAUGAUCUCUCACUCCUUCUGUACCUGCAUUCACGUGAAAAAAAGAUUUGCUCCCUGUCUGAUUAUCUACACUGUUGCAUAUGUUCGGUCUCUGUAGUAUGAUACAGAUGAAGUCUGGGAGAACUAAUGGCCAUAGUUGGAUGUGUGUGUCAUUUUUUUGGCCCUGCAUGUUGCCUAAAUGUCCUUAAUACAUAAAUGACAUUUUUAUACUUCU